This is a messenger RNA of Penicillium diatomitis, 1683 nucleotides long. RefSeq lists its product as uncharacterized. The record is from RefSeq and is a predicted model, not a curated record. The transcript has 2 exons. NCBI's taxonomy places the organism in Eukaryota, Fungi, Ascomycota, Eurotiomycetes, Eurotiales, Aspergillaceae. Bases 1 to 1683 code for a protein of 560 amino acids.
AUGAAGGGCUUCAUUGGUGGAAUCCCCAUCGCCUUGCUGGCUAUUGCCGCGCAGGCCAUGGAGCAUGGCCCUGGCGACGCCAACGGCGAUGUUGCUCCUCUGGGUGCGACUGUCAUCGGCGGGCCUUCUGGCAAUGAUGCGGACGGUGGCUUCGACUUUGGUGUCAAUGUUCAGACCAAGACCAAUGUCGACGAGUAUAGCAAAGAUGACCACUCCAUUAAGGUCAAGGAGACGGAUAUCCACCUUCCUCCUCACGGCCACGGAGCUCCAAUGUUCGCACCUGGCGCUGGCCCAUUCCACGAGCGCCGCUCUCCUCAGUUUGGCAACACGGUCAUCGGCGGACCUAGCGGCGACGAUGAGGGGCAAAUCUUCGAUAUGUCAAUGAUCGCCAACAUCCAGACUAGUGUUGAUGAAUACUCCAAGGAUGACCACUCGAUCAAGGUCAAGGAGACGGAUGUCCACCCUCCUCCCGUUUUCCACGCCCCAGGUCCCUAUGGCGGGCCUGGUGCUCACGGUGGCCCUGGUCCCCAAGGCAAUGGCUUUGACAAGCGUCAGGCACCUGAAGUUGGUGGCACAGUCAUCGGUGGCCCUGGAAGCAAUGCGGCUCCCUGGAAGCACGGCUCCACUGUGAUCGGUGGUCCGUCUGGGGACGAUGCGGGACAGACCUUCUCUCGACCCAUCAAUGUCGAUGUCGCGACUUCAAUCAAGGAGCACUAUGAGGACGAUCAUUCGGUUGACAUCGAUCAAAAGAAUGUCUUCCUUCCACCUCACUUCCCUGCCCACGGCGGUCAUGGUCCUGCUGUCACCCAUGGCGGUCCGUUCCGUCGUGCCUAUUCUCCUGACCGUGCGGUUGGCGGCGCCACCGCCAUCGGUGGCCCUUCUGGCGACGAUCAGGGUAGCAACUUCUUCAACCCUACAUCCGUAGGUGUUGAUACCGAUGUCAAGGAGCACCACGAGGAUAACCAUGCCGUCAAUGUUGACAGCACUACUGUCACCCCUCCUCAGAACGACGUUCCUCACAUGCCUUGGAUGCCCUACAAGGACAACACUCCCAUCAGCCACCCCGGUCCUAUCGCCGCCGACAACCAGUCCGGUCAAGCUCCCCAAGGGCCCAUGACCGAGUCCGAGGAACCUUCUUCUGUUGACCCCACCCGUCAGGACGGCCCUCAGUCUGAGGAUGCCUCUGAGUGCAUGCCCCAGACUCACGAGGUCGUUCACACCGUAACCAAGACCGAGUACAAGGAUGUCCAGUCCACAGUGACCGUCUACGCGACUCCUGUUGAGUCCCAUGCCAUGCAGAUGCCCACCGCUACACCUUCCUCUCAUGCCGCUCAGCCACCUGUCGACCAGAAGAACAGCUACCACCCGAGCUCCGCGGCUCCUUCUUCCAGCUAUGACUACCCCUACCCCUCGCAGUCAUCCGCCAGCUCUCCUGCCAGCUAUUCCAUGAUCCCAGUUGAUGUGCCCGCUGCCUCCUCGUCCCACGCUCCCGCGGCCUACGCCACCCCAUCCGGCAGCUACGCUGUCCCCAGUGGUGCUGAUGCUCUCCGUCAUCCUUCAGGCCGCCCAUCUGGGUCCGCCACUCCCUCCGCUUACAUGUUUGAAGGUAGUGCUGCUCGCAUCUCGGGUGGGUUUGCAUCUGCGGUUGCUGCCGUUGUCGGUGUUCUGGCCUUUGUGCUGUAA